GACAUAACAUAUUCAAAAGGGUUGACGAUCUAUUUCCCCCUGAGAAGUAUCAUAUAUCACUAGAUACACACAGACUUUUGAUCCCGUUCUAUUUCCCCACAAAAUAAAAGUUCGAAUCCUAUAUCCCCCCAAUUUGAAAGAUCGAGUUCUGUUUCCCCAUACCGUCGAAUUUAAUGGUUUACUUGGGUGAACCAGUAGCUAACCAAAAUAAACCCAUUUUAAACAUAACCACACCCGUUUGAAAACCCGACCCUAGUCUUUAAAAUCCCCGAUUCCUAAAACAAUUACAGUCACGAACCCUAACAAAAUUGAAUUGGGGAAAUUGAUUUGUGGGAGAGAUAAGAGAAAUUGAAAGAUGAGUGAUGUUUCUGGAGCUUCAAGUGGGUCGUCAAUGGUGCGUUCAAAGAAAAGGGUCGUGGGUGUCCCAAAACAGUGUUGGUGCGGAUAUGAAAUCUCGACUUUGAUGUCAAGAUCAGACAAAAAUCCGUAUCGUCGUUACCAUAGGUGUUCUUAUGCUGUUUCAAAAAAGCUUGAGAAUGAUAAUCAUUUCUUCAAGUGGGUGGAUGAGGCAUUGUUAGAAGAGAUUAAUGUUCUGAAGAACAAAAUGAGUAAUCUUGAAGAAUUGGUGAAAGAAGUUAUGAUGGAACGAGGAGAAAGUGAGAAGAAGGUAUUUGAGAAGAUGGAGAUGAAGCUAGAGACAGAGCUUUUCGACAAGAUGGAGGAAGUGUUAAAGGAAGCGAAAUGGAGCAUGAAGAAGAUGUGUGCUGGAAUUGUAAUAGCUUGUGUUGUUGGGUUUGUCAUCAUUAAGCUUGUGUGAUGGAUUUCAUUUCGAUAAAUGUUGUUUAAUGCUAUGAAGUAGUACUUGUACUUGACGUUUUUUAUGUUGUUUAAUGAAUGAAAAUGUUGGUAUUUUCUUGGUUAUAA
Molecule: messenger RNA, 924 nt
Organism: Brassica napus (rape)
Lineage: Eukaryota; Viridiplantae; Streptophyta; Magnoliopsida; Brassicales; Brassicaceae
Exons: 2
Coding region: 356-817 (153 amino acids)
Molecular function (GO): zinc ion binding
Source: RefSeq, a predicted model, not a curated record